This is a messenger RNA of Exophiala aquamarina CBS 119918, 1106 nucleotides long. RefSeq lists its product as uncharacterized. NCBI's taxonomy places the organism in Eukaryota, Fungi, Ascomycota, Eurotiomycetes, Chaetothyriales, Herpotrichiellaceae. The record is from RefSeq and is a predicted model, not a curated record. The coding region runs from base 283 to 774 and encodes 163 amino acids. The transcript has 2 exons.
ACUUCUUCUCCAUUUCCGGACGUACGACUUUUCAGUGUAGGCAAUCUAUCAACAUCCCUUCCUCAUGUCACUCCCAGCCACAGGUGGAGGCACGAUGAUACCCUGAAGCUCAACAGCAAGAAUCUCAAUAGAUUUCAAACUGCAAUACGUUGGGAUUCAAUUCCAAAACCCUUUCAAGAUGCCAUUACUCUGACUCUGGAACUGGGCUACAGCUAUUUAUGGAUCGAUUCACUAUGCAUCGUUCAGGACAGUUGGCUUGAUUGGGAGGCCGAAGCUGCGCAGAUGUGCAACGUGUACAGUAAUACGGUGCUGAACAUAUUCGCGGACUACUCAAGCGGAAGUCACAUUGGCUUGUUCCAUCAGCGUGACGUCUGCACAGCAAUCGGUUUUGUUGCCCGUGCUAACUGGCCGCGAAUGGCAAACAGCCUUUGGCAUUGUGAGCUCUCAUACGAAGAAACAUAUGAAGACAGACAUCUAUCGAGAAAGGAAAGCAUUAGUGUCUUGCCUCCCAUGGGUGGGUCGUGCAGGAAGAAUUACUUCCGCCUGCAGUGGCCUACCUUGGACACGCAGACAUCUUCUGGGUAUGUCAUCAUGGGGCUGCUUCGGAAAUGUUACUCGGGCAGGAACAUGCAAUUCGAGAUGACUUUUGGGAUCACAAACCCCUCGGUGAUACGCUUUCAAUCCGGCCGGCUCUCAACUCCAAUAUCAGUGUCUGGAACGCGAUCACUCGUCCAUACAAUUCAUGCAACCUUACUUUCAACCAAGACAAGCUAAUUGCAUUUUCUGGCUUAGCUUCUAGGAUGCGCGAAUCGCUGAACUGGAAGGCCGAAGACUUUUUGGCCUGGCUCUGGAGACCUAUCUUACUAGAAAGCCUUUGUUGGAGGCCUCCGCGUGUUAUCGGAAGAAACAGUUCUACGGGACGUCUUCUGGUUGAUGUCGCCCCGACUUGGUUUGGGACAUCUAUCAAAGGACAAAUCCUACUCGAAAGCUAUAACCGUCGACGGUUGGCUCAAUACCAGACCCUGGCCGAGAUAGUUGAGGCCAACGUAUCUACUCCAGCAAAAUCCUUCGGGAAAGCAUCUUCGGGUCGUAUCUUUAUCAAAUCA